Eubalaena glacialis (North Atlantic right whale) is the source of this 999-nucleotide messenger RNA. It is a transcript of the gene AREG, whose product is annotated as amphiregulin. Gene Ontology annotation, biological process: positive regulation of cell population proliferation; positive regulation of mitotic nuclear division; epidermal growth factor receptor signaling pathway. The transcript is spliced from 6 exons. Bases 181 to 942 code for a protein of 253 amino acids. The record is from RefSeq and is a predicted model, not a curated record. Lineage: Eukaryota; Metazoa; Chordata; Mammalia; Artiodactyla; Balaenidae.
GGAGCCCAGGGAUCCCGAGGCGAGCUUCAGGAGCUGCCUCCAGCGCCCGAGCCCGGCCGGGCCUGCGAGCACGGUCGCAAGACUCCCCUUGUCCCCCCUCUCCCCACCACCUCCUCCUCCCUCCAGCAGCUCCCGGCCGAGUUGCCCCAGAGACCGCGACGCCGCCGCCCCGAGGGACCAAUGAGAGCCCCGCUGCUGCUGCCGGCGCCUGUGGUGCUGUCGCUCUUGAUCUUCGGCUCAGCCCAUUAUACUGCUGGAUUAGACGUCAAUGACACCUACUCUGGGAAAGGGAAACCAUUUUCUGGGGACCACACUGCUGAUGGAUUUGAGGUGACCUCAAGGAGUCAGAUGUCCUCGGGAAGUGAGAUUUCUCCUGCGAGUGAAAUGCCUUCUAGUAGCGAACUGUCCUCGGGCAUUGACUCUGACUAUGCAGAAGAGUACGAUAACGAACCACAAAUAUCUGGCUAUAUUGUAGAUGAUUUAGUCAGAGUUGAACAGGUAGUUAAGCCCAAGAAGGACAAAACUGAAAGUGAAAAGACUUCAGUUAAACCCAAAAGAAAGAAAAAGGGAGGCAAAAAUGGAAAAAAUAGAAGAAAUAGAAAGAAGAAAAAUCCAUGUGAUGCAGAAUUCCAAAAUUUCUGCAUUCAUGGAGAAUGCAAAUUUAUAGAGCACCUGGAAACAGUAUCAUGCCAAUGUCAUCAGGAUUACUUUGGUGAACGAUGUGGGGAAAAGUCCAUGAAGAUUCACAGCAUGGCUGACAGCAAUUUAUCAAAAAUUGCUUUAGCAGCUAUAGCUGCUUUUGUCUCCGCCAUGAGCUUCACAGCUAUUGCUGUUGUUAUUACACUCCUGCUUCGAAAACGAUACUUCAGGGAAUAUGAAGGUGCAGCUGAAGAACGAAAGAAACUUCAACAAGAAAAUGGAAAUGCACAUGCCAUAGCAUAACUAAAGAGAAUAUUACAGAGUAUCAGAUCCGAGUCACUGCCAAGUCACAAUCCUGAG